Penaeus indicus is the source of this 509-nucleotide messenger RNA. RefSeq names its product calpain-C-like. The transcript is spliced from 5 exons. NCBI's taxonomy places the organism in Eukaryota, Metazoa, Arthropoda, Malacostraca, Decapoda, Penaeidae. The record is from RefSeq and is a predicted model, not a curated record. The coding region runs from base 1 to 465 and encodes 154 amino acids.
AUGACAGUGUUAAAAGUAAUAGAAUUAGAAGUGCAUUUUAUUUACAUAGAAAAGGUGAGGCGAAAUAAACGCGAUUCAAGUGGGCCGGGCACUGUGCUCGGUCCCUGUUUCUGGAAGCGGAAAACAAGCGAUUACAUCAAGAGUUGUGCUAGUCUUGACAUCUGCAGACAAGUCAUCCUGGCUCUAGAUAGUUCAUCCACAGGGAGACUGAAAUUCUCAGACUUCAAGGACUUGAUGGUGAGUCUGAAAUUCUGGCAGAAUGCCUUCAAGAGCCACACGAAAGAGCGAACUGGAAUCCUGAAAGCUGAGAGACUUCGAGAUGCCCUGGAGGAUGUCGGAUUUCAACUGAACACGGAGGUUGUAUCCACGCUGGUGCUGCGCUACAUGAGAAGAAGACGGAACAUUAAGGUUCGGGGACUUUGUCAGUGCAGUUCUCCAUCUCUCAGUUGCGUUCAAUAUUUUUGAGAAGCGAGACCCUCUACAGAAUGGCGCCGUCAAAUUCUCUCUGG